AUGCCCGCUUCAUGGAAGGAAGCCCUAGUAAUCCCCAUCCGAAAGCGAUGUCAGGAGAACAGAACGCCAGAUGAUUUCGGCAGAAUCAGUUUACUUUACUGCUUUGCCAAGACGAUAGAGCGAAUGGUCAACAGACAGCUGAUAGAGCUACAGGAGGAGCAAAAACUUCUGGAUCCUCGCCACUACGCGUUCCGACGUGGAGCAGGAACCGGUGCCUACCUCACCAGCUUCGGAGACCAAUCUGUAACCUACGACCUGAACGCCGACAUCGCGAUACUCGACGUUGCAAAGGCAUAUAAUACCGUGUGGCGUCAUGGAGUAGUGCAACAGCUGGCCAACUGCGGGAUCACCGGACACAUGGACCGCUUCCUACACGACUACCUAUCCAACCGUGCAUUUCGCGUAGGAAUCGGGGGUGCUCAAUCUGUCGCCUUUCCGGAGGCCAACGGCGUCCCUCAGGGAUCCGUUCUCGCUGUAACACUGUUCCGGUGGCCAUGA
Molecule: messenger RNA, 498 nt
Organism: Topomyia yanbarensis
Lineage: Eukaryota; Metazoa; Arthropoda; Insecta; Diptera; Culicidae
Exons: 1
Coding region: 1-498 (165 amino acids)
Source: RefSeq, a predicted model, not a curated record